Linepithema humile (Argentine ant) is the source of this 903-nucleotide messenger RNA. It is a transcript of the gene RpS6, whose product is annotated as ribosomal protein S6. Lineage: Eukaryota; Metazoa; Arthropoda; Insecta; Hymenoptera; Formicidae. The record is from RefSeq and is a predicted model, not a curated record. Gene Ontology annotation, biological process: translation. Gene Ontology annotation, molecular function: structural constituent of ribosome. Gene Ontology annotation, cellular component: ribosome.
CCGGCAAUACCAGUAGUGGCAGCACUGGGCAGCACGUUUCGCUCUUUCUUGUUCAUGGCGUGUGGCACUGUUUAAGUCUCGUCGCGAUGAAGCUGAACGUAUCAUAUCCUGCGACAGGAUGUCAAAAGCUAUUCGAAAUUUCGGACGAGCACAAGCUCAGAAUUUUCUACGAAAAGCGCAUGGGUGCUGAGGUAGAAGCUGAUGCACUGGGAGAUGAAUGGAAGGGCUAUGUGGUCCGCGUCUCUGGUGGAAAUGACAAGCAAGGGUUCCCCAUGAAACAGGGUGUUCUGACAAACGGCCGUGUUCGUUUAUUGCUGUCAAAGGGACAUUCCUGCUACAGACCUAGACGUGAUGGAGAACGCAAGCGUAAAUCCGUUCGCGGUUGCAUUGUAGACUCUAAUUUAUCUGUAUUAGCCCUCGUCAUAGUGAAGAAGGGAAAAUCGGAAAUUCCAGGAUUGACAGAUAUGAAUGUACCACGUCGCCUGGGACCAAAAAGAGCGAGCAAAAUUCGUAAGCUCUUCAAUCUUUCAAAGAAGGAUGAUGUCCGGCAGUUUGUAGUGAAACGACCAGUCCAAAAGGAAGGAAAGAAGGAACGUUUGAAGGCGCCGAAAAUUCAACGUCUGAUCACCCCGAUCGUUCUGCAGAGGAAGAGACAUAGAUUGGCACUGAAGAAGAAGCGUUGCUUGUCUCGCAAGGAGCAAGCAGCAGAGUAUGCGAAACUGCUGGCACAAAGGCAAAAGGAGGCAAAGAAUAGACGCCAAGAGGAACUCAAACGUAGACGCAGUGCUUCUAUGCGCGAUUCCAAAUCGUCGAGCCAGUCAGCACCCACCCAGCAGUAAAAGAAUUGAACUCUGAAAUGUUGAGAACACUGAAUUUACAAAUUAAUAAAAACAGUCUUAACUA